AUGGCCGACCUCGAACUCGACCCAGAGAAGAGACUGGAACCAGAGGUGCGACCCGUCGAAGAGGAGGAACCCGUCGCACCAAAGGGGUUUUUCGCGAAACUCCGCUACUAUGAAGAGUACCUGGAUCGCAAGAUGGGCAUCGAGUCCAAUAGUCUUGACCGUGUGCACCCGGAGAACCGCCAUUCGCCCAGUCCACAAGUCAUGGCCUUUAUGUGGGCGUCCGCGACGAUGAACGUCAGCUGUUUCAGUACGGGAUUUCUGGGCAAGGAAUUUGGGUUAUCGCUAGGUCAAACGAUUCCCAUCAUUAUUUUCGCUACUCUAUUAGGGGCCAUGGUGACGGGCUGGUGCGCGACAAUGGGACCCGGGACUGGGCUGCGCCAGGUCGCUAUUUCGCGAUAUUCACUCGGUUAUUACCCCUCGUCCAUUGUCGCCUUGUUGAAUGUCAUCGAGCAGUUGGGCUGGGCCUCGGUAAACUGUAUCACAGGCGGAUUGGCGCUGAGCGCAGUGUCGAAUGGACACGUCUCGAUCGCCGUGGGCGUGGUGAUCGUCGCGUGUAUCAGUCUACUAUUCAGUUUCGUCGGACUGCGCGGUGUACUUCUCUAUGAGAAAUACGCGUGGAUCCUGUUCUUUAUCAUCUUCAUGAUUAUUUACGGUGAAGCGGCGCACCGCGCGAAUCUGGCCGACCCCCCCUCUGUCCACGGCUUGACUCGCUCCGGUCAGGUUUUGAGUUUGUUCAGCGUUGUCUAUGGCUCUAGUGCGUCGUGGAGCUCCAUCGUCUCGGAUUUCUAUGUUCACUACCCCGUCAACACGCCCAAAAUCAAGGUGUUCUUGUACACGACUCUGGGAAUCACGAUCCCGACUUGCAUUGGAAUGUUGCUGGGUGCCUGUAUCGCCUCUGCUCUGAGUGAGAAUCCUGACUGGGCUGAGGCUUAUGAGGGCGGGAUUGGUGAGAUCUUGAAGGAGAUCAUCUAUCCGAAUGGUUUCGCCAAGUUCCUACUUGUUCUGCUCGUUCUCUCUGGAAUUGGUGUCAACUGUAUCGCCAUCUACGCCGGCGCUCUAUCUGCACAACUCUUUGCCCCGCCAUGCGCCAAGGUGCCUCGCGUUGUUUGGUCUCUCAUCGUAUUUGUGUGCAUUCUCUUACUCGGUAUCGUGGGUCGGAAUCAUCUAUUAGAUGUUUUGGAGAACUUCCUUUCCCUGUUGGGAUACUGGAAUACCUCUUUCUUCGUCAUCCUAUUCACCGAGCACUAUUAUUUCCGAAAGGGCAAUCUCGCCAAUUACGAUCUAGACGCUUGGAACACCCCCUCGAAGAUGCCUGUCGGUUACGCCGGUCUCACAGCGUUCCUCUGUGGAGCGGCAGGGUGGAUUGUGGGCAUGGUGGAGACAUACUACAUCGGAGCGUUGGCUUCGUUGAUAGGCGUGCAGGGCGGAGACAUAGCGAACGAGUUGGCGCUAGUCUUCACGGCGAUCUCGUACCUACCCUGCGCAUUUUGGAGCUGCGGUAUGUGGGCCGAUAGUUAA
Messenger RNA from Penicillium cosmopolitanum, 1518 nucleotides. RefSeq names its product putative nucleoside transporter. The record is from RefSeq and is a predicted model, not a curated record. Gene Ontology annotation, cellular component: fungal-type vacuole membrane; plasma membrane. Bases 1 to 1518 code for a protein of 505 amino acids. The transcript has 3 exons. Lineage: Eukaryota; Fungi; Ascomycota; Eurotiomycetes; Eurotiales; Aspergillaceae. Gene Ontology annotation, molecular function: transmembrane transporter activity. Gene Ontology annotation, biological process: transmembrane transport.